AUGGUCCACGCCCGACCAUCUCCGAUUUUUUUUAAAUUUGAACAAUGUGAGGAAUGCCCAGGAAAACUGAGUGUCGAAAAUAACUUAAGAGCGAUUUUCGAAGAAGCUGUAAUUUCAACUGACAACACAAUCAGUUUUUAUCAAUGGUCCCAUGAUGAUAAUCGCAGUUCAUUGAUUUCCGUACAGGAUACAGUUGACAGUUUCAUUGAAAGAUUUUCGCAAAAACUUGACGAGUUGUCAUCGCAUCAUUACAUAAGCAAAGAACAAUUGAAAUAUCUUAGCAAUUCUAAAGAAAAUUUAAAAAAUUCGGAGUGUAUUGCUUUAAUGGAUUUUGCUGAAAAUUAUUCGGUGAUAAUACAGGAUGCAAUCCAGAGUCAACAUUGGAGCAACACGCAAUGUUGUUCUGACUCUUGUUGUUUUGUGUUGGUUGUGCGAAAGCCGACCAGACUCGACGGCCCAGUGAAAACAGGCCAGGGUUGUGCGAAAGCCGACCGACAGACUGACAGGCCCAUUGAAAACAGGCCCUUGGUCGUGCGAAAGCCGAUCAGACUCGACGGCCCAGUGAAAACAGGCCAAGGUUGUGCGAAAGCCGACCGACUGACAGACAGACAGGCCCAGUGA
Molecule: messenger RNA, 621 nt
Organism: Helobdella robusta
Lineage: Eukaryota; Metazoa; Annelida; Clitellata; Rhynchobdellida; Glossiphoniidae
Exons: 3
Coding region: 1-621 (206 amino acids)
Source: RefSeq, a predicted model, not a curated record